ACCGUCCGCGGCCGGAGUCUCCAGGGCCGCGUUUUGGGAAGGGCUCCUUGCACCUGGGCCCGGCGACGCAGGGGCUGAGACUCAUGAAAUGGCCACAGAUGAUAAGACCUCCCCAACAUUGGACUCUGCUAAUGAUUUGCCUAGAUCUCCCACUAGUCCUUCUCAUCUCACACACUUCAAACCUCUGACUCCUGAUCAGGAUGAACCACCUUUUAAAUCAGCAUAUAGUUCUUUCGUAAAUCUUUUUCGAUUUAACAAAGAGAGAGGAGAAGGGGGCCAAGGAGAGCAGCAAUCUCCAAGUGGAAGCUGGUCCAGCCCUCAGCUCCCUUCGAGGACACAAUCUGUGAGGUCACCUGUACCUUAUAAAAAACAGCUUAAUGAGGAACUCCAGCGGCGCUCUUCAGUAUUAGACACAAGAAGGAAAGCAGAACCUACCUUUGGAGGUCAUGAUCCUCGCACAGCUGUUCAGCUUCGAAGCCUCAGCACAGUAUUAAAACGCCUCAAGGAAAUCAUGGAGGGCAAAAGCCAGGAUAGUGACCUGAAGCAGUACUGGAUGCCAGACAGCCAAUGUAAAGAGUGCUAUGAUUGUAGUGAAAAAUUUACAACCUUUAGGCGUAGACACCAUUGCCGGCUAUGUGGACAGAUUUUCUGCAGUCGUUGCUGUAAUCAAGAAAUCCCUGGAAAAUUUAUGGGCUAUACAGGGGACCUCCGAGCUUGCACGUACUGUAGAAAAAUAGCCUUAAGUUAUGCUCAUUCCACAGACAGUAAUUCCAUUGGGGAAGACUUGAAUGCCCUUUCAGAUUCGGCUUGCUCUGUGUCUGUACUUGAUCCUAAUGAGCCCCGAACACCUGUUGGGAGUAGAAAAGCCAGCCGCAACAUAUUCUUAGAGGAUGAUUUAGCUUGGCAAAGUUUGAUUCAUCCAGACUCUUCAAAUACUGCUCUUUCAACAAGACUUGUAUCUGUUCAAGAGGAUGCUGGGAAAUCUCCUGCUCGAAACAGAUCAGCCAGCAUUACUAACCUGUCAUUGGAUCGAUCUGGUUCUCCAAUGGUAUCUUCAUAUGAGACAUCUGUCAGUCCCCAGGCUAAUCGAACAUAUGUUAGGACAGAGACCACAGAGGAUGAACGUAAAAUUCUUCUGGACAGUGUUCAGUUAAAGGAUCUGUGGAAAAAAAUCUGCCAUCAUAGUAGUGGAAUGGAGUUUCAGGAUCACCGCUACUGGCUGAGAACGCAUCCCAACUGCAUUGUAGGAAAGGAGUUAGUCAACUGGCUUAUCCGAAAUGGACACAUUGCUACAAGGGCACAAGCUAUAGCAAUUGGACAAGCAAUGGUUGAUGGACGUUGGUUGGAUUGUGUUAGUCAUCAUGACCAGCUUUUCAGGGAUGAGUAUGCACUGUACAGACCCCUGCAGAGUACAGAAUUUUCUGAGACGCCUUCUCCAGACAGUGACUCGGUGAACUCUGUGGAAGGACAUUCUGAGCCAUCUUGGUUUAAAGACAUAAAGUUUGAUGACAGCGACACAGAACAAAUAGCUGAAGAAGGUGACGAUAACUUGGCUAAUUCUGCCAGUCCUAGCAAGCGCACAUCAGUCAGCAGUUUCCAGUCCACAGUGGACAGUGACUCAGCCGCUUCUAUCAGCCUGAACGUGGAGCUGGACAACGUGAACUUCCAUAUCAAGAAGCCCUCCAAGUACCCACAUGUGCCCCCUCACCCUGCUGACCAAAAAGGUAGGAGGUAGUCACCAUUUGGAAUCCAAAUAGGCUGGAGAGCCAGGCCAUAGGAUCUCGUGCCAGCCUGUCCUUCUGGCUUCCUCUGUCCUAUAUGGCUGAGGGGAUUUGGACUGGGUUUUGUUCCACCCUUUCUCAUUUUCCCCACACUUCCUCCCCACACCUUUUUUGUUGGUUUCUUUUAUUUCUUUUUUUCUCCCUCAAUACCACCAUGCCCAAUUUAAAGCUUAUAGUCUUUAAAAGGAACUAUAGCUGACUACUCUUCCCAUAAUGUGCAACUUCCAAGGUGGCAUUUCUUUGUAUUUAUAACAUGGAUGUUCUGCUCUAUUCUUUUCUCUUUUCUUCCUUUAACAUUUUAAAGCCAAUUUUGCCUGCGCUAUUUUGCAGUAAUAGUAUUUCUCUAAGCCUGUAUAGAUGCUUAAACUUAGAUUUGGGGCAAACUAUUCACACAUUUCUAAAUAUCUUUAUACUACAAUUUAAAAGAGUUUAUUUUUUCUGUUUUCAUUGAAAAAAAUUCUCUAAU
Molecule: messenger RNA, 2247 nt
Organism: Castor canadensis (American beaver)
Lineage: Eukaryota; Metazoa; Chordata; Mammalia; Rodentia; Castoridae
Source: RefSeq, a predicted model, not a curated record